UUUUGGAGUUACACCAUUACAGUCUCGGCAUUCGUUUUAUUCUUUCAUUUUCCGUUAUGGAGAGCGCACAUAACAGCCGUGGACGCGGUGGUCACUGGAAAAGAGGAGGCGGCGGUGAUGCUGGAGAGCACAGGGGACGCGGAAGAGGAGGACACCAGCAUCGGGGAAGAGGAAAACGGGAUCACCGUAGAGGAAGAGGACGAGAACAUGGUCCUCCUGCAGACUUCAGAGUCUUUCGACGAAAUCAAGAUGAGCAUGAUGACAAGGAAAACGUUGAGGACAUGGAGGACGACAACACCUUCAAUAGACGAAAGCUUGAGUCCAACUGGGACCGUUACGAGGAAUCGGAAAAAGAAGAAAUGAACGAAGAUGUUCCUGCACAGAGAGGCACAGACUAUCACGUCCUCCUCACAUCAGCUGGUGACUCUUUCACACAGUUCAGGUUCUCUGAUGAGAAGGACUGGGAGUUGGACUCACUGGCAAAAAAUCAGAUUCCUGCUCUGUUUAUAGACCUGCCGGCUUUAAGUGAGUCUCUUCAAGAGCUUCCUCUGCACACAAGACUCAACCUGGAGGCUGAGCUCAUUCAGGCGUCGACUCCUGUUGAUCUGCCGCCGGUGACGGUGUCUCACAGAACAGACCUGACUGAGACAGCAGGACUAAAAGCUCCACCAGCAGUCAGAGAGUCCAGCCUGGGUGUUUUCUCCGGUGUAAAGCCUGUUUCAGGCAGCACAGUGUCUGUCAGCAUCUCUUCAACCAUUCCUCCUGAUGAAGAUGAAGCUGAAGACCAGGAGCUCCACCUUCUCCUCAACCUGCAGAAACCGGUCACUGAACUUCCCUCAGGUCAAUCCCACACUACAGAAAAUGAUGUGCUCAACAACACAGUGCAAGGUAUGAACAGUGAACGGAUUACAUUAACGCACACAUGCAACAUGCAGCUUUUUUUUUCAACUGCAUGUACAAUCAGCUUGUCAGAAGUGAGAAAAGCAGCAGGUGACAUGAAAGACACAAAGCCAGAAGUAGAGAGAGCAACCUAAACCACAGAAACAGGAAGUGACAGAGGAGGAUCUUGAGGACUGGCUGGACAGCAUGAUCUCCUGACCCGACUGACACUUCUCCACAACAUUUCAUUAAAGGAAUAGUUCGCCGCAAACAUGAAAAUGUACUCAUUCUCAAGUGUUUCAAAUCCUUCGCCUGACGAACACAAGAAGAUAUUUUGAAGAAAGCUGGAAACCUUCCAGAGUAAGAAAAACAAAUAUUAUGAAAGUCAAUAGUUACAGAUUUCAAAAGAUCUUCUUUUGUGUUCAACAGUACAAAGAAUCUCAAGCAGGUUUGUGAAUUCUCCCUUCUAAUAGCUAAUUCACUCAUGAGAAACCUCCUUCAUCAAUCUAUCGUCUCUGCAUUCAGAUGAAACACAGCAGGGAUUUAUUGCAUGAGCUACUUUAUUUUCGUUCCACCUGCUCAAAACAAAUGCAAAUCACCAAAGCUACUACAUACAUACAAAUGGCCAUACAGUAGCAGUUUACAGGAUUGACUUAUUCUCAAUAAACUUGUUCGUUUUCAUCGUCAAA
Danio aesculapii is the source of this 1568-nucleotide messenger RNA. RefSeq names its product apoptosis, caspase activation inhibitor (gene aven). Gene Ontology annotation, biological process: negative regulation of G2/M transition of mitotic cell cycle. The record is from RefSeq and is a predicted model, not a curated record. The transcript has 6 exons. Lineage: Eukaryota; Metazoa; Chordata; Actinopteri; Cypriniformes; Danionidae. Bases 57 to 1034 code for a protein of 325 amino acids.